AUGAGUUGGACGUUCCUCAGAGACCUCCUGAGUGGAGUAAAUAAAUACUCCACUGGGAUCGGGCGGAUCUGGCUGGCUGUCACGUUCAUCUUCCGUUUGCUGGUCUACAUGGUGGCGGCAGAGCAUGUAUGGAAAGAUGAGCAGAAAGAGUUUGAGUGCAACGUUAGACAGCCUGGUUGUGAAAAUGUGUGUUUUGACGACUUCUUCCCCAUCUCCCAGGUCAGAUUUUGGGCCUUACAACUGAUUGUGGUCUCCACGCCUUCACUUCUGGUGGUUCUACAUGUAGCCUGUCGUGAGGGUAGAGAGAAAAGGCACAGGAAGAAACUCUAUGUCAGCCCAGGCACCAUGGAUGGGGGCCUGUGGUACACUUACCUUAUCAGCCUCAUUGUUAAAACUGGUUUUGAAAUUGGCUUCCUGGUUUUAUUUUACAAGCUCUAUGGUGGCUUUAGUGUUCCCUACUUUAUGAAGUGUGAUUUGAAGCCUUGUCCCAACACUGUGGACUGCUUUGUCUCCAAACCCACAGAGAAAACUAUCUUCAUCCUCUUCUUGGUCAUUACCUCAUGCCUGUGCAUUGUGUUGAAUUUCACUGAACUGAGUUUUUUGGUCCUCAAGUGUUUUAUUAAAUGCUGUCUCCAAAAAUACUCUAAAACACUCAAGUCCUCAGUGUGUGAGUGCCACAACCUCAGAUAUGUUAAAUAUGGUGAGAUGGGGGCCCCUCCCUUGCUCCAGAAUCACCACUUAGACUCAGCCAUGAGCACAGCCCAGGGAGGGGAAACAAAGGUACUCUGUGGCACACAAGAGGCUUAA
This is a messenger RNA of Lipotes vexillifer (Yangtze River dolphin), 807 nucleotides long. RefSeq names its product gap junction protein beta 7 (gene GJB7). Gene Ontology annotation, molecular function: gap junction channel activity. The record is from RefSeq and is a predicted model, not a curated record. Gene Ontology annotation, biological process: cell-cell signaling. The transcript has a single exon. Lineage: Eukaryota; Metazoa; Chordata; Mammalia; Artiodactyla; Lipotidae. Bases 1 to 807 code for a protein of 268 amino acids. Gene Ontology annotation, cellular component: connexin complex.